GGUGUCAAUGGUGACAUCUUUCGGAAUCAAGACAACAAUGCAUGGUACAAAGCCGGCGUAAAGCUUGUCGAGGACAACCUUAAAUUAAAAGCAAACACCAACACCGCCAAGAGCGCUAUUUUGUUCCUUGGUGAUGGAAUGGGUAUCACUACCAUCACCGCGACACGAUUCCUGGACGGACAACAGAAGGGACGCACGGGAGAGGAGAAUGUUCUCAGCUGGGAAGUGUUUCCGUGGUCAGCUCUCGCUAAAACAUACUCAGUUGAUGAACAAGGAACAGAUUCCGCGAGCACCGCGACAGCAUUCCUGAGCGGAAUAAAAACCGAUAGCGGUAAGUUCUAAACAUUAACCGGGCACUCAAUUGUUAUAUUGGCGCCCAAAUAUAUGGUCUCUCAGAGGCCGGAUUUUUUUGCUUGAUUGGUAUUGCGGAACUUAAAAAUAUAUUUGUGUAUUUUUGCAUCUCAUCAUUUUAUGACCGUACAGUCCAAAACGCCUGGGAACAAAGUCCACUCAGCAACGCGAAUCUUCCGCCGAGUGCAAGAUAAUGCAAUGUAUAGCUACGUCGAUAUACUGGUAUUUGUAAGUGAAAAGCUCCCUUAUAUUAUAAUAUUAAGGAAUCAAAAUCUCUACCAGAGGUCUUAUUCCUUGCAAAGGCCGAAGGCCUUCGUGUAGCGAGUUUAUAAUAGCGCGUAACUUCCACGAGGAUAGCUAAGAAAAGUGAGAUCUUGCUUUGGCCAUGUAUAACGUUCAUUUUGCCCUUACCGCUGCUUUUCUUCCUAUUUUGCCUUAUAUUUUCUCAGGCGUCAUCGGUGUAAGUUCAAGUGUUACACGAUUUCAGUGCUCUUCGGUAACUGAACAGAGCAAAGCCGCCUCCAUUCUCACGCUUGCUGAGAAGGCUGGAAUGUCAACGGGAAUCGUGACCACCGCACGAAUUACACACGCGACUCCCGCGUGUGCGUAUGCUCACUCAGCAAACCGCAAUUGGGAAAGUGACGGUGAUAUAAACAAGACUGUAACGGAUGAUGGGUCCAAGUGCAAGGACAUAGGUAUUGCUUAA
Molecule: messenger RNA, 1057 nt
Organism: Porites evermanni
Lineage: Eukaryota; Metazoa; Cnidaria; Anthozoa; Scleractinia; Poritidae
Source: the annotation of a GenBank genome assembly